UAUCACGUUAUUACAUCUUCUCUUCUUCAUUAAAAGUCUUGUCGGUACACAAAUUCAUGGAGAGCCCGAGAUCGCUUCUUCAACCUCCGACUUACGGGAAAUUAAUCACCAUUCUUAGCAUCGAUGGCGGCGGAAUCAGAGGGAUAAUCCCUGCAACCAUUCUUGCCUUUCUAGAAGCUGAGAUUCAGAAACUGGACGGAGAAGAAGCGAGGCUUGCAGACUACUUCGAUGUGAUUGCUGGAACGAGCACCGGUGGUCUAGUGACGGCGAUGCUCACUGCCCCGAACAAGAAAGGCCGUCCCUUGUUCGCAGGCAACGAGAUCAAGGACUUUUACCUUGAACACUGUCCAAAAAUCUUCCCGCAAGAUCAUUUUCCCUUUUCCUCGGCGAAAAACUUGGUAAAGACCUUGUCCGGACCCAAGUACGACGGCAAAUACCUUCAUCAACUUGUGAAGGAGAAACUGGGAGAUACGAGGUUGAACCAAACACUCACCAACGUUGUCAUCCCGACAUUUGAUAUCAAGCGUCUUCAACCUACCAUUUUUAGCAGCUAUGAGGUGAAGAACAAUUCACUCAAGAAUGCAACGCUCGCCGAUAUCAGCAUUUCAACUUCAGCUGCUCCAACAUAUCUGCCUGCCCAUUACUUCCAAACUAAAGACGUCUUGACGGGGAAAGUCAGGGAUUUCAAUCUCAUUGAUGGCGGUGUUGCGGCUAACAACCCGGCUCAAGUGGCCAUUGGAGAGGUCACAAAGGAGAUCACACGAGGAAGUACUGAAUUCUUCCCGAUAAAACCGAACGACUACGGAAGGUUUCUCGUGCUUUCCCUCGGGACAGGUACCGCUAAGGCGGAAGAGAAGUUCAACGCACAAGAAUGCGCCGACUGGGGAAUGUUGAGUUGGUUGGCACACGAUAACUCAACGCCUCUUAUCGAUGCCUUCACGCAUGCUAGUUCCGACAUGGUGGAUUUCCACCUCUCAGCCGUCUUCCAAGCUCUACAUUCCGAGUCCAACUAUCUCCGGAUCCAAGACGAUACAUUAACCGGGGAUGCGUCUUCAGUAGAUAUCGCGACCAAGGAAAACCUAGAGAAUCUGGUGAAAACGGGAGAACAGCUCCUCAAGAAACCGGUUUCAAGAGUGAAUUUCGAAACGGGUUCGAACGAGAACGCGUAUGAAAUGACAAACGAGGAGGCUAUCAUCAAGUUGGCAGGGAUACUCUCUAGGGAGAAGAAACUCCGAGACACGAGGUCUCCUCACGGAAGAAUGUCGAAAUCAAUGCCGUAGACAUGCAAGUUGCAGGGAUCCUCCUAUAUCGUUAUUUAUAUAGUGAAAAAAUUGAUUGAUAAAAACAAAACUAAAAAAUAUGUACUUGAUAUAGAUGUGUAAUAAUGUAAGUUCAUAUAUAUUGUUGAAAAAGGGAUAAAUGUUGCUAUUUGUGGAUUUAAGUUUAGAUGUUUUAUUUACUUUAUUUCAAUAUUUGUGCCCACUUGUAACAUGGACUGGUGAUGUACGAA
Molecule: messenger RNA, 1510 nt
Organism: Tarenaya hassleriana
Lineage: Eukaryota; Viridiplantae; Streptophyta; Magnoliopsida; Brassicales; Cleomaceae
Product: patatin-like protein 2
Exons: 6
Coding region: 57-1280 (407 amino acids)
Biological process (GO): lipid metabolic process
Molecular function (GO): glycerophospholipase activity; monoacylglycerol lipase activity
Source: RefSeq, a predicted model, not a curated record